CGGCUCUCCGGACUCCACAAAGCAAGCGUUUCAAGUCGCAACACACAGAAGUAGACAACGCGACCCCUCCCUUCGCCAUGAUCGUCACGCCCAACCUCCUCGCGCCGAAGCUAAACUCCUAAAGCCCAACGAUGAAUUCGAGGACACACAGCCCGUGACAUGACUCGUUUGGUCAUGCCAGCUGCUUCGUCUCCACGCCUUAUAAACCCCCCAGGGAUGCAAUGCAACCUCAGACACCAGCACACACGACACGACAACCUAAUUAACGAAGCUUGCUAGCAGCUAGCCAUGGCGGAGAGGGAGGGAGCGGUGGUGAAGAAGGGGCAUGAGGAGGGCCUGAAGCUGGCGGCGUCGCUGCUGGAGGAGUUCGGGCUGCCCCUGGGCCUGCUGCCGCUGGCGGACGUGAUCGAGGUCGGCUUCGUGCGGGCCACCGGCUACAUGUGGAUCGCGCAGCAGAAGAAGGUGGAGCACCGCUUCAAGAUAGUGAGCAAGCAGGUGAGCUAUGACGUGGAGAUCACCGGCUACGUCAAGCCCAAGUGCAUCAAGAAGCUCAAGGGCGUCAAGGCCAAGGAGCUCAUGCUGUGGCCGCCGGUCAACGAGAUCACCGUCGACGACCCGCCCACCGGCAAGAUCGUCUUCAGGAGCCUCGCCGGCGUCACCAAGACCUUCCCCGUCGAGGCCUUCGCCGCGGGCCAGUAGGCGCGCCCGGGCCGCAGCAUUUCCGUAUUUAUACCGCGGCUUUGGCUUCGUUGAAGACUACUACUACUACCUGGCGCCGGGGUACUGGCUACUGAAGCGGCUGCAUUCGUUUAAUUUCGCGAGUUUGAUGUUCUCAAGGCUACGACCAAGCCUUGUACUAUCGUAUCGUUACAAGUGUGUCAGUGUCAGCGUUGUACUUUCAACCGUGCUUAUAAACGGGUUUGGUGGAUUCUACUUC
This is a messenger RNA of Triticum aestivum (bread wheat), 937 nucleotides long. RefSeq lists its product as uncharacterized. The record is from RefSeq and is a predicted model, not a curated record. NCBI's taxonomy places the organism in Eukaryota, Viridiplantae, Streptophyta, Magnoliopsida, Poales, Poaceae. Bases 289 to 699 code for a protein of 136 amino acids. The transcript has a single exon.